Rhododendron vialii is the source of this 2278-nucleotide messenger RNA. RefSeq lists its product as uncharacterized. The coding region runs from base 348 to 2081 and encodes 577 amino acids. The record is from RefSeq and is a predicted model, not a curated record. Lineage: Eukaryota; Viridiplantae; Streptophyta; Magnoliopsida; Ericales; Ericaceae. The transcript has 4 exons.
GUUAUUUGGCUUGUCCCAUUUGCAAUUGUGAUUUCUCAUCAGUUAAGUUGAGGAGUAAGAUUGGAUAUUUGGGUGCGCGCCGCUGGCUACCUGAGAACCACAUUUGGCGAAGGAGCAAGCUCUUUAACGGUAAAUUUGAGGAUAGGACCAGACUUGUGGAGUUAUCGGGCCAAGAAAUAUUAGAACAAAUUAACUCAGGGACAUACGAGCCGUUUGGGAAACAUCCAAGUAACAGCAAGAAAAGAAAAAGAGAUGAGUUUGAGAAAAAUUUGAAUUGGGGAAAGAAAAGCAUUUUGUUUGAGCUCCCUUACUUUGAGUUUCUCAAUCUUUGAUGGAAUCUCGAUGUCAUGCACAUAGGGAAGAACAUAUGUGAAAAUUUGUUGGGGACAUUUUUGGGCAUAGAUGGAAAGAACAAGGAUACGGAAAAGGCACGCAAGGAUUUGGAGGAUCAGGAAUUACGCAAGGAGUUGCACCUAAAGAAGCGUGCAAAUGGGUCAUUUGAAAAGCCCCCGGCCAUGUACACAUUAUCAGCGAAAGAGAGAGAAGGCUUUUGCAAUUUCUUGAAAUCGAUCAAGUACCCAGAUGGAUAUGCUGCAAACAUCUCUAAAUGUGUGAACACUCGUGGUGGCAAGCUAUCGGGGCUCAAAAGUCAUGAUUGUCAUGUCCUUUUGCAAAGGCUUCUCCCGAUUGGUAUGCGUGGCUAUUUGAACAAGGAAAUUGGAACCGCAUUAUUUGAGUUCAGUAGCUUCUACCAACAGGUGUGCUCAAAAACAGUGAGGAAGAGCGAUUUGGAUAAACUUCAGGAGAACAUUAUACUUGUGCUUUGCAAGUGUGAAAAGAUUUUCCCUCCCGCUUUCUUUGACGUAAUGGUACACUUGGCUAUUCACCUGCCUCGCGAGCUUAAACUAGGAGGGCCAGUGCAUUAUCGAUGGAUGUACCCCAUUGAAAGACUACUUGGAGUUUUGAAAAAAUUAGUUGGCAAUAAAGCUCAUCCUGAAGGUUCAAUUGUGGAGGCUUACGUUUGUAAAGAAUGUACAACCUUUUGUUCUAUGUAUCUCGAUGGAAUUGAGACAGUGUUUAAUCGCCAAGAACGGAAUGACGAUGGUGGUGAGCAUGAUGUGGGGUUAAGGGCUUUCACUCAGCAAAUCCGUCCCUUUAGUAUAAUCCGGAGAGCACCUGAUGUACCUGUUGACCAACGUGACAUGGCUCAUUGGUUUGUCUUGAACAAUAGCCCUGAAGUAGAACCAUAUCUAAAGAUACACAAGAAUUUGUUGGGAAAUGGCAAUACACUUGACAUUGCGAAGAGACAACGCAAAGAGUUUCCUCAGUGGUUCAAACGGCAUGUGAAUGAAUUGCGGAAGCAAGGGUCUCUAGAAGCAACUAAUGAGUUAUGGUCAUUGGCCAACGGACCCGGGCCAAUAAUAAACACAUAUUCAGGGUGCAUUUCUAUUGGCGUCCAUUUCCUUACUAUUGAACGGGACAACCGUCAUACAACUCAGAAUAGUGGGGUGGUAGUGGAAGGGGAGCAUGAAGGCCAGACAAUAAACUUUUACGGUUUCUUAACCAAAGUAUGGGAAAUGGCCUAUUUAUUCGGUCAUCGAGUUGUUUUGUUCCAGUGUGAAUGGUACAAUUCCGGUUGUAGUAGAUUUUUUCGGGUUGAUGCACAUUGCUCAAGUAUUGAUGUAAGAAGUCGAUGGUAUAAGGAUGACCCAUUCGUUUUUCCAAGUCAAGUUCAACAAGUUUUCUACAUUGCAGAUACCAAGUUGGGUGAGCAUUGGAAAGUAGUAGAACGAAUUCACCGUCGAGGAAUCUGGAAUGUCCCAGAGACGGAAAGUUUUGAAACCAGCGGGUCUCCCAAUGAAGUUUUCCAACAGGAAAUAACUACUGAGGUUCCAACAAUUGUCGUUGAAGAUCCUCCCAUCGUAUCCUCUUUGCGGAGAAAUGAUAUUGAACCUGCAAUUACUAGUGAGGAAGAAGAUCAUAGCGAUGAGUAUGAAGAAAACUUAAUGGCUGAUCUAGAUGAUGAAGAAGAGGAAGAAAAUCAUAGUGAUUCUGAUGAUGAUUUUGACAUAGAAGCUUAAUGUACGAAGAAAUUUGGUGGUCCCUACUUGUACCUAAGAGUAACUGCUGAAAUUAGUUUUAGCUACUUUGCUGUUGUAUGUGGCCCAUUGAUUUGUCCACUUCAAUUGAUUUUGUUCAUUUCCUAGCCUUGGGGGAUGUCCCUUGGAAGAUCAGAUGUAGGUUUGUGUUGGUGGCUACUAUCUUUUGUGGUUAGCUA